Molecule: messenger RNA, 732 nt
Organism: Rhodofomes roseus
Lineage: Eukaryota; Fungi; Basidiomycota; Agaricomycetes; Polyporales; Fomitopsidaceae
Exons: 1
Coding region: 43-276 (77 amino acids)
Source: RefSeq, a predicted model, not a curated record
CGGUGACCCUCGGACUGUGGUGUGCAUUUGGACCGCAACGGGAUGAAGAUGAGUCAGUCUUUCCUGGCGUUCCUCAUACACAGCGUCAGGUCGGUCGUCGGUAUUGGUCGGGUUGCCGUUCUUGGUAUGUUCGUCAGUGGGUGUAUGCCUAUGACGUUGUGUCACAGACACAUACGCGCCGGCCUCCUGCAUCGGGAUUCCCUUAUUAGGUUAUUGAACGCCCAACAUCCGCGCCAUCGUCGGUCGCGAUCCUUCCCGCAGACCAACUCAUGCUGAUCCCCUCGGGCGAUCCUGUUUGAUGAUGAAUCCCUCGGUAAUUGACGCGCUACAGGCUCCCAGAUAUGGUGCUGGUUCUCGCGUGCUCCUUUGCAGCAUUUGACGAUCUACCUUACGCUUUCACUCACAUUCAUUAACUCAUCUGGGCGGGUGAACGUCCUGGCAAGGAACAUCCGUCUACACCCCUUACAGAAAUUUUACCUGUGCAGCGUAUAUGAAGGGCAAUAAGCUCGGCAAAGUGGUGGGUACCUCAUCCUUAGUUCGAGUCGGACUCACUCAAUGGCAUCCAACGUCAAAGCUUGUUUUAGGUGCAGGUGCGUACUGCAUCUACUCACACAGCAUCACCUUAGCUAACCUCUGUAACAGGCAGAAGAAGAUCGUACGCCUCCCAUACACCACGCGAACCUAUACUCAAUAUCCUAACUACGAAUAGAAAUGCGACAAUGUUCGCCCGAC